GAGGACGGAGCACAGACAGAGUAGAGGCGCAGUGUGAGGAGGACAGAAGCCAAGAAGGAGUACGACAGAGUGGGUGAAGUGUCUGUGGACUUUCCACCACCAAGAUGUCUAAAUUAUUAAAGUCAAAGGACACCAAGGGGUCCAGCAGGAUGAGCAAGGCUCAGGCCAGCAGUAUGACCAUCCUGCUCGCUAAGAUGCAGGCGGAUGCUGACCAGGUGGAGAAAGACGUCCUCUGGUCUGAAGAAAAGCUGAAAGUGGACCAAGAAAAUGACAAGAAUGAUCGCGAAUUUCAGUAUCAGGAUCAGAUCAAUGCUAAACUGGGUGACGCAGAAGGCCUUCUUAGGGACCUCUUCCUCGACAUUGACAAACUCAAGAAGCUCAAGCAUCCUCAAGCUGCAGAUAUUGAGAAAGACAUCAUUGCUCUUCAUACCCGAUGGUCAGACGACACAUCUGUUUAUGUGAAUCUCUAUGAGCAAAUUGAUGACGUGCAACGGAUGCCAAGAAUUGACUGGGCACCUGUUUUUAACCAGAAGCAAAAAGCGUUAAGCAAAGAUGUAUACGGCAACACCACGGCGGACCUGGAGAAGCAGAUUGCUGCACAAAACAUCCUGGAAAAGGAGCUGGAAGCUUACAGCUCUCAACUCUGUGUGGCGUCUGCUGGAAGCAAGGAAAAACAUUCAGAAUUCAAGAAGCAGUAUAACAGCAUGCUGGAAAAAUCCAAAUUGCGCCGCCAACACCUGAACAGUCUCUACGAUUACACGCAAGGCUGCGACAAAGAGCUGCAAUUCCUGAGUGAAGAGCAGGACAAGAUCAAGAAGCAGGACUGGAGCGACCACAUGGUGGAUCCGCCCGACGUCCGCAGGCAGUAUGAGCAUUUCAAGAACAACAGCCUUUUGGCCCAUGAGAGCAAAGUGAAUGAUCUGCAGGACGACUGUGAGAGGCUCCUGGAACUGAAACAUCCAGCCAGCAACACAAUAGAGGCCCAAAGAGAUGCUGUAAGAAAUGAGUGGCAGAAAUUCCUGAAUCUCUGCAUUUGCAAAGAAACACAUCUGGACAAUAUGGAGGAAUACACAAAGUAUCAAAUGGACUGUGAUCAGCUGUCAGAGACACUGAGCCAACUCAGCAGCUCCGUUGAUCCAAAGUCUGUCUCUAAGAAAAGUAACGCAGAGACUCUGAUGCAGCUGCAGGUAAGGCAAUUAAAACAAGCAAAUGCAUCUCUCAACCUGGAGAAUCAAAUCAAGAAGGUGGACGGUCUUGUCUCUGGAUUUGAGAGGAACCUGAGCGUAGAUGGUCCAAUUCCAGACCUACCAAAUGCAAUUCAGGCCCGAACCCAGGACAUUCAGAGUCAGCAGAGGUCUGUGGCAGCGGCCCAGAAGGACAUGAUGAAACUGGAGCAGGAUCUGCAGACGACUGAGAAGCUGUGCAACACCCUGCAGCAAGACUACCAGGAGUACUGCCCCGACAUCCAACGCCAGAGGAAGGACGUCAAGCAGCUGCAGAGUCGCUAUGCAAAUGUUGCCAACCAGCUGAAGGAAAGGGAGAACGUGUUACAAGAAGCUUCAGCUAAGCACCAGGACUUCCAGAAUACAUGCCAGUCCAUGAACUCCUUCCUGGACAACCUGCCAAAAAAUCAAAUAAAGCCCAGUGAUGAUCUGUCCGAGGUCUCUGCAAAGAAGAACUCCCAACAGAGAGUGGUGGACGACCUGAAGCGGAGAGAAGAGGACAUAGACAGAGUGGCUGGCCUUUCUCAUGACCUGCAGAAUCUACUCAAUGACUAUGAAGCUGAUGUCGACAAAUUCAAUGGUACACUUGAAGCUGCCGGUACACCUGUUCCGAAGAAGCCUCAAAUGCUGACACUCAGUGAUUCCAUUGACAAAGAGGAAAAAAAUCUGGCAAUGCGCUAUGCCGAAGCAAAAUCGGAAAACAUUCAACGGCAAAAACAGAUGGACCUGGCUCAGACUUUCCAUUUACAAAAUGAAGAAAAGGUUCAGAUGGUGGCACAGAAACAGGUGCAGCAGGAAAACCAGCAAAAAAGUGCCUUUGAAUUGGACAGCCUGGUUAAAGAACUAGAGGAAGAGAAGGAGAGGACAACCCAUGCUCAGACAGAGCUAAAAACCUUCAAAAGCAGAAUGAUGUCACUUAAGAGCCGCAGAGGAGUGGAACGUGUUGAGGAGAAAGAAGUCCUGCAGUACUACCGGGACCCUAAAUUGGAAGCUGAUCUGGCUGAGUUGAGAGACAUACUGGAUAAAGAAGCCAUGAAGCGUAGCUCCACCCAAACAGAGGUUGAGAUAAUAAAUGAGAGAAUUGUAUCUCUGGAGGACACCAUCAAGAAUAACCCCCCGAAGCUCCUGACUAGAGAGGUGACUGAGUUUGAAAAAGAUCCACAAUUGGAUGUCGAGGCUGCCAAGAUAAGGGAUGAAAUAGCUAGAAUGAGAGAUGAAAUCCGAGUUAGAGAUGGAGAGCAGAUUCAAAUGAAGACAGAGGUUUCAAUUCUCCAGCAGAAGAGGCCACCCAUCAAGGAGAGAGUGGUUAAGAAGGAGGUGGUGAAAGUAGAACAAGAUCCACAAAUGGUGAAAUCAUUAAGAAUUUUUGAGACUGAAAUUUCCGAUGAGAGCAAGAAGUGCACACUACUCAACGAUGAAAUCUUUCAGACAAGAAGUCAAAUUAAUGCUCUUGAAAGAAUGAUCCCCAACAUUCAGCCUAAAGUCAUCACAAAAGAAGUGAAAAAGAUUGAACAAGACCCCGACCUCAUUACAGAAUCAACCAAGCUGCGAACAACCUUAGAGGAAGAAAGAAUAGAAAACAGUUCUUUGUCUCAAGAAGUGAUGGACCUGCAAAGACGCUACAGAGAAGUUCAAGCUUUGAAGCCAAGAGUUGAGAUCAAAGAAAUCAUAAAUGAGCUUUACCGGAUCGACCCAAACACAGAGGUAGAGAUUAUGCGCCUUCGCAAAGAAAUACAGGAUACAAAUAAACAACGUGCAGAUAUAGAAAAAGAGACCAGACAAGUCAACACUGAUCUAAAUGCACUUUAUUCAGAGAAACCUAAAGUAGAGGUCAAAGAAGUUCUCCAAGAGGUGGUGAAGGAAGAAAGAAGCCCUGAAAACGAGCGAGAGAUCGCAAGGCUUAAUGAUCAGGUGAACCGCCUAGACAGCCAGUGUACCACCCUUGAAGAUCAAGUCAGACAACUGCGGCGAGAGAGAGAUGAAUGGAAGGCCGAAAAGUCAAAGAUAGAGACCCAGCUGGUGAACAAAGAGGUGAUCAAAUAUGAGCCCGAUCCACUGCAGGAGAAGGAAGCGGAGCGUUUGCGAAAAAAACUGAGGGAAGAAGCACAGUUGAGGAGAGACACAGAGGAGAUGGUUUUUGACCUUCAAAACAAAUACCUAAUGUUGGAGAGACAGAAACCAGAAGAGAAGGUUGUGGUGCAAGAGGUUGUGCGCCUCCAGAAGGACCCAAAGCUUGCAAUGGAGCAUGACAGGCUUAGUAGAAACCUGGAUGAUGAAGUAAUGAGUCGACGUCAGCUGGAUCUGGAGUUACAGCAACUGAGAACAAGGUUGGAAGACAAAGAGCGCAUUUUAAGGGAGAGUGAUGAGCACCAAAAAAGGAUUCAAGCUGAAUCUGAACUAAAAGAGAUCCGACUACGCAUCACUCAACUGGAAAAUGCCCCACCCCCAGUUGAAGAAAGUAUAGUAGUUGAGGAAGUAUUGAAGGUUGAAAGAGAUCCAAAACUGGAGAGAAUGACGGGUGGUGUACGGUCCGACAUGGACCAGGAAAGCAGAGAGAUCCUGCGUCUCCAGAGGGAAAUCCGGAAAAUCACAAUGAGGCUAGAAAUCCUGCAGAAAGAGAAGUCAGGUGAAAAGACAGUGUACAAAGAGGUGGUUCGUGUGGAGAAAGAUCAGGCUGUUGAAGCUGAAAGGGAUCAUCUUAGGGAGCAGGUGUCUCAGAACAAGUUUGCCCGACAAGACAUGGAAGAUGAAAUCAGACGUCUCAAUGACAAAAUUAAUGCUUUGAUGAGCUCCCAAUCUAACGUUUCAAGAGAUGAGACAAGUAUGCGUAUGAAAAAAGAGGCUCUAUUAAGAGACAACGAUGACCUCACCAGGGAAUUCAGAACUCUUGAAGCAAAGAAACGCGACACCAGCAUGUCUUUCCAGCAACAGAGCCGACUGAUGAGUGAAAAAACACAGAAGAGUAGGCAGAGAAGCGUUAAGAUGGAAUCAGACGUCCAGCGGUUGGAGAGGCAGAUCUUGGAAGAGAAAGAUAACAUUCAUCAACGAGACAGUAUAAUCCGUGAUUUGUUGAUGUACAUACAUAGAGAGGAUGACACAGAGACAAGGACCAAAGAAACCAAUGUCUCUACAAAAGUCACCGUUUUGGAUCCAGACACUGGCAAAGAAAUUUCUCCUUAUGAUGCCUACCUUGGGGGCAUGAUUGAUCGCCAGCAGUACAUUCACUUACAGGAGCUAGAAUGUGAUUGGGAAGAAGUAACUUCCACUGGUCCUGAUGGAGAAACAUCUGUCCUACAGGAUCGUACGAGUGGAAAGCAGUACCCUAUCAAAGAUGCUAUUAAGGAAGGAAGACUAACAGAAUAUGAUUUACAACAAUACAGAAAAGGGGAGCUUCCUAUCUCAGAGUUUGCCCUUCUUGUUGCAGGUGAUAAGAACAAGCAAUCCAAAUCAAAUUCAGUCACCAAAAAGCCAAAUUCAUCCGUCAAAUCACUACCCUUAGAUAUUAACUCCGCUAACGAAACACAACCAAUUGCUGGAAUAAUGGAUACGCAAACAGAUACCUGCUGUACAAUCCGUAAUGCCACCUGGCGCAAACUGAUUGAACCCAUGAGUGCCCAGAGGCUCCUGGAGGCUCAAGCAGCAACAGGCGGCAUCACUGACAUUAGCAACGGUGAGAGAUACAAAGUCAACAAAGCCUUACAAAGAGGUCUCAUUGAGGACAGCCAAGUCCAAAGGCUUCUUAAUGCAGAGAAAGCUUUCACUGGGGUCCAAGACCCCGUGACCAAAGAAUGUUUGUCUGUGGGAAAUGCUGUUCAGAGGGGCUGGACGCCAAAAGAUACGGCAAUUCGACACUUGGAGGCCCAGCACCUUACCGGGGGACUCGUGGAUCCCGCCACUGGACGUAGAGUGAGCCUUAUGGAUGCCAUUGGAUCAGGAAUGAUUGACAAUGCAAUCGCAAGGGAUCUCCAAAACGAGUCGGCCUAUGUCAAAGAUAUUGUAGACCCCAUCACAAAGGAGAAGAUCAACUACAAACAAGCUUUGGAUCGCUGUAAGAAUGACCCAACAACAGGUUUACCUAUGCUUCCUGCCUCCUCCAAAGUGUCUGAAUACAACUCUUCCAAAUAUGCACGUUUCUAGAGAGCUUUUCUCUUUGAAGUUUAUGCUAUGUGACAUGCUGCACAAACAUUUUUUUCUGUGCAAUAUCACAAGGGCUCAGGGAAUUCAUCUAUUUUUACAACAGGAUGAAUUUUACAGUCCGCAUAUUUUGCCAUACCAAAAUAAUUGCUGCUGAGUUACCUUUGUUUACUAAAUGUAUUGUGUGGGUAUAUUUGUUUUUGGUUACUUCUGUAUGAUUUAAUUGAAAAACAUAAAUUUUAGCUUUUUUGAUAUUGCAUUUGCUUGGGAUUUUGGGAAAUGGUGCAAUACCAUCUGCUAAGAUACAACGAAUUUAUGUAACUCAUUGCUGACUUUGAACCAUUUUUGACUGUUUGAUACUUUGUGAUGAAUUAAACAACAAUAAAAUUAAGUUAUGAUGGUUCAGGAGCA
Cyprinodon variegatus (sheepshead minnow) is the source of this 5768-nucleotide messenger RNA. RefSeq names its product envoplakin-like. Bases 105 to 5360 code for a protein of 1751 amino acids. The record is from RefSeq and is a predicted model, not a curated record. Lineage: Eukaryota; Metazoa; Chordata; Actinopteri; Cyprinodontiformes; Cyprinodontidae. Gene Ontology annotation, molecular function: structural molecule activity; cadherin binding. Gene Ontology annotation, biological process: intermediate filament cytoskeleton organization; wound healing. The transcript is spliced from 17 exons. Gene Ontology annotation, cellular component: cytoplasm; intermediate filament; membrane.